AUGGCGACCGCGAGUGAUGCCCCGGGUCGGGCUCGGGCGUGCGCGGAGGCGUUGGGGCGGUGCGCGGGACGAUUGGCGCGGGACGGCGCGGACGGCGCGGACGCGAGGACGCGGGCGGGCGAUCGAGCGCGCGCGUCGGGGGUGAUUCGGGCGUACGCGAGCGCGGUGUGCGCGUGGACGGGGCGUGGGGAGGCGUGGCGCGCGAGCGAGGCGGCGGCGGCGUGCGGGGUGUUGACGCGCGCGGCGGCGGGACGCGCGCGCGAACGAAGCGUCGGCGGCGAGGCGGAGGACGACGGAACGUCGUAUAAGCCGCCGCACGCGCGUGAGGGGGAUAUUUCCGAUCAUAAAAAUGAAUUAGAGGACGAGGACGCGCGCGUGGCGGCGCUGGGGGCGAUCGCGGCGUUGGCUAGGAGCGACGGGAAGGCGACGCGAGGCGCUUGGGCGAUGUUGCUGCCGACGUCACAGCAUCAGCUCGAGCGGGCGAGCGCGUGGACGAGCGUGGUGAAGAUCUUGUCGUGUGAUUGCAACGCAAAAGUUCGCGCGGCGGCGGCGAACGCGACGGCGGCUUUAUUCGAGGGUGCGGCGAGUAAGCAAUACGUGGCCAUGGCGGAGUGCGAAGAGCCGAACGCUGGCGCCGGUGCGUCGCCUCUGAGCGCCCGUGUUCGGUCGUUUUCGGCGCUCAGUACGACCUUAGGAAGUAUGGUAGUGACGACGCAGCGAGCGCUCCUACGCGCUUUGUCGAGCGAGGAGGAUGCGACGUGCGUGCGAGAACAGUGCAAGGCUAUUUCAGCGCUUUGUUCGGCUGCGCCGUUUGACCGACUACCGCGCGCGUUGCUCACGGAGACGAUCAAUGUCAUUCACGAACGGAUAAAAAAGUCAGUGAAGGAGACACCGAGUGAGCGAGCGCUGGCCCAAGGAGCUCUGUUCGGCGCCCUAAUCUCUGCGCUUUCCGCGAGAGGGGCGAGCGGAGUCAUGGAUGAACUGCUGACAGAGGAUGAGACGUCAGUAAUCGCAACCAUUAUCUCUCACGCUAAGGGUGACGCCGUAGGCUCUCGAUGCGAAGCGUUCGGAGUUUUACGCGCGUUCGUUGUGCAUCACGUCGUCGCAAUGACGAAGAUGAGAGGUCGAUUGCGCUACUUGUUCCCAGAUGAGGUGUGCGCAUCGGAGGCGGAUGAUCGAGUGUGUCAAGCCUCCGCACGACUAUUCACCGAUUUUCUUGGCGCCGUGAGUGGAAGCGGGGUAGUUCGCGAUGAUGAUGACAGUGAUGUCGACAAUGUUCCUUUCAACCCGUCUUCAUUAUCGAUCGAGGAUCUGUGCGCUACUUGGGAAGAUGCGGUCAAAGUGCAAUUGCCGGCGUGCGCUGCACACAAAUCUGCCCUCACGCGCGUCGCUGGUCUCACGGCGCUCACUCGGGUGAACGCGAACGUCGUUGAUUGUUUCAAAUCUGAUGAUGGCGUGCUCGAUUCACUGUUAAAGAUGCCGCACGCGGUGCUAAAAUCCGGUGAGGAAGCGGUGCCUGCCGUGCGCGCCGCGGCGUGUAGAGCGCUCGGUUUCAUCAUUAACUUGCCGAACGCGGAACUCGAACACGUGGCCUCGUCGCUGCUCAUCGCCGCGCAAGACAACUCUAAAUCCGUAAAAAUUCCAGCCAUUUGGUCGAUAGCGAAUCUUUGCUCCGUCAAUGCUUCACGUCCGCAACGCUUGAAUGACGAAACCGUCACAGCGCUGGCGAGAGUGUUAAUCAUAAGCGCGAUGGAACAAGGCGACAAGGUGCGCGCGAACGCCACAAGAGGAAUUGGACAUCUAAUCAGUGCAACGGUCUUCGACACGUCGAAUGAUUGGCUGCACGAGGCGGCGCAGAGUUUGGCGAGCUGCCUCACGACGGGUAACGCAAAGACGCAGUGGAACGCGUGCCACGGCGUUGGGUCUUUGCUACAGAAUGACUCCGCUAUGAAGGUGGGAAGCCACUGGAUCGAUUUCAUCGUGAGAAUGUUGUUGCUUCUAAUAAGGGACGCGCGAAAUUUCAAGAUACGCCUGCACGCGGCGAUGGCUCUCGCGGCAGGUGCUAAAAAAGGACAUCUGAUGUCUGCAUGUUCAGAUACAGUGAAUGUUUUGACUUCGAGCUUGGAGGCCCUUGAGAAGCAAAACGCCGCUUUUGAAUCACAGAGCGCCAUGGAUUUCAAACACAAAUCGGCGUUGAUCUGCCAGUUGACGACAACACUCGUGAGCGUUCUUGCCGUCGAUCGCGACGCAUCAGUCAGUGAAGCGUUGAAGAAGACGCAUGUCUUGCUCCACGCUUUCGAAAUCCUGAGAGAUUUUCUCGUCAACGGGUCUCGAUCGAGGAUGGAUCCGCGCAUCAUCGCUGGUUUCAAUGCUGUGGCGCCCCGGGCGAGCGAAAUGAGCGAGAUGUUUUCCACCUCGUUGAAGAACAUCUUAGACAAGUUGCGCACGCAAAGAAAUGGUGUUUCAGCGUUCGAGAAGUUGAUAUUGUAA
Ostreococcus tauri is the source of this 2490-nucleotide messenger RNA. Its product is annotated as Armadillo-like helical. The transcript has a single exon. Lineage: Eukaryota; Viridiplantae; Chlorophyta; Mamiellophyceae; Mamiellales; Bathycoccaceae. Bases 1 to 2490 code for a protein of 829 amino acids. The record is from RefSeq and is a predicted model, not a curated record.